UCCCAGCACCUCCCUCAGGCCCAGCAGCCGGAUUUCCCGGUCCAGGCCCAGCCCUUUAAAGUCGUGGCCCCAGCUUUCUGGCCCGCUGUGCACUGAGGCUGUACGGAGCACUGCGGGGACCCUGGGUGCCUGGCGGAGGCACAUUUGGGCUGUGACAGACAGGGGAAGGGGACGGAGCUCAGAGCGGCGAGCUGAGAUCCCCAGGGCCAGCCAGCUAACCAGGGGCAGAGCCAGGAUCCCGAUUCAGGUCAGUGUGGCCCCAGAGCCCUGAUGUUCUCUCCUCUGCGUCUCACCUGCCUGACAGGGGUCCUGGCUUCUCGAACCUCCAUUUUAACUGAUUCCCCCCAGGGGGAGGGGCGGGGGAGGAAACGGAUGGUCCCCGCCUCCUCCUCACAAUCCCUCGAUGCGGAGGCCUUCCUCCUCCUAGGGAGCGGCUUAGAGAUGCUGCUGCUGCUGCUGUUCCUGCUGUUGCUGCUACUGCCUCCACUGGUGAUGCUCUGGUGGUGGCACUCCCAGGAUGCCAGGCUGUCCUGGCUUGUCUGCCUCCAGCACCGUGUAGCAUGGAGGGUCCUGUGCUGGGCAGCUGCCUGGCAGCAGAAGAGGCUGGAGCAGAGCACGCUGCACGCAGGCCAGAGUCAGCAGCAGGCCCUGAGAUGGUGUCUGCAGCGGGCCCAGGGUCCCUGCUGUCCCCUCAGGGGGAGCACAGAUAUAAGCACCUUCCGGAAUCAUCUUCCACUGACCAAGGCCAGCCAGGUCCAGGAGGAAGAGGGUAGGGGGCAGGUCUUGCCCCCUACCUCAAACCAGUACUGUGGGGAGGCCUCUCUGCAGGCCACCUUGCUGGGUCUGGUAGCGCUAAACAAGGCCUAUCCAGAAGUGCUGGCUCCGGGAGGCACAGCCCGUGUGACCCCUUCCUCCCCUUGGCCCUACCCCCUCCCCUGGCCUUGGCAUGCCCUGGGCCAGGUGGGCCCUACCAGAGCCAAGGACCCUGGGGCUUUGCUGCUGGAGGCACUGAGGUCCCCAGGGCUGCGGGCCCUGGAAGCCGGGACAGCGGUCGAGCUACUAGACGUCUUCGUGGGCCUGGAGGCCAAUGGCGAAGAGCUGGCUGAGGCGAUAGCUGCUGGGAACCCAGGAGCGCCUCUCCCUGGACGGGCAGCUGAGCUGCGGGAGGCCCUGGAGCAGGGACCCCGAGGGCUGGCCCUUCGGCUCUGGCCCAAACUGCAGGUGGUGGUGACUCUGGAUGCAGGAGGCCAGGCCGAGGCCGUCACUGCCCUGGGGGCCUUGUGGUGCCAAGGGUUGGCCUUCUUCUCACCUGCUUACGCUGCCUCCGGAGGGGUGGUGGGCCUGAGUCUGUGGCCAAAGCAGCCCCGUGGCCUCUACCUUCUGCCCCCUGGAGCCCCCUUUAUUGAGCUGCUCCCACUGAAGGAAGGAGCCCAAGAAGAUGCUGCCCCCACCGUCCUGCUGCCCGAGGCCCAGCAGGGCAAGGAGUACGAGUUGGUGCUGACUGACCACGCCAGCCUCACCAGGUGCCGCCUGGGUGACGUGGUCCAGGUGGUUGGUGCCUACAAUCAGUGUCCAGUCGUCAGGUUCAUCCGCAGGCUGGGCCAGACCCUGAGUGUCCGAGGAGAAGACACUGGCGAGGACGUGUUCUCUGAGGCCCUGGGCAGGGCGGUGGGGCAGUGGCCGGGGGCCAAGCUGUUGGACCAUGGCUGUGUGGAGAGCAGCAUCCUGGAUUCCUCCGAGGGCUCUGCCCCCCACUAUGAAGUGUUUGUGGCACUGAAGGGGCUGAGGAACUUGUCAGAGGAAAAUCGAGACAAGCUUGACCACUGCCUCCAGGAAGCCUCUGCUCACUACAAGUCCCUGCGGUUCCGGGGCAGUGUGGGCCCUGCUCAAGUCCACCUGGUGGGGCAGGGGGCCUUCAGAGCACUGCGGGCAGCCCUUGCUCCCCGCCCCUCCUCCCCCUUCCCCCCAGAGAUGCCCCGGGUCCUCAGACACAGGGAGCUGGCCCAGAUCCUGCAGAGAAGGGUGGUGUCCUGAGCCGGGGCCCACCACCCACCCCAGCCACCCUCUCAGGCUGCUUUGCUCGUUCCUCUGGAGCCACUCUGGAUGACCCUUGGCCAGGGUCUUUGUGUGUCCCCUGACAGCUGUCCAUCAGAGCCACUGGGCCUUGUGGAGGCCUUACCUGUUCUGAAGAGUUGACUUCAGGGGUAGAGCAGACACUGGCAGCGCCCUGCCCGGAGCCCCCCAGGCCCACCCCGGAGGACACCAGAGUUCCAAUCCAUGCUGAUGGCGCCUGCAUCUCCCAGCCCGAGCGCUGGGCAGGCGGGAAGUGUUGGGAGUUACUGCUCCCCGGAGUUCACAUCCAUCAGCAAGAACAGGAGUUGGUGAAGGCAGACCUCAGGUUCCCUGUCCCUCCGUGGGACAAUCCUGAAGUGUAUUCUGUACCUUCUCUCUCGGAGGGUCCCCACCAGCUGCCCACGGUGGUGACCCUCUCAUGAACACAGUUCUUAUUGGUCUUCCUCCUGUCCCUCCCGUCCCCACUGCUUUAUGUGCUUUCAAGGAUUGCCGCCCAAAUAAAACUCUUGCACCCAGA
Messenger RNA from Sus scrofa (pig), 2590 nucleotides. The record is from RefSeq and is a predicted model, not a curated record. Lineage: Eukaryota; Metazoa; Chordata; Mammalia; Artiodactyla; Suidae.